Sceloporus undulatus (fence lizard) is the source of this 2163-nucleotide messenger RNA. It is a transcript of the gene C6H11orf52, whose product is annotated as chromosome 6 C11orf52 homolog. The coding region runs from base 264 to 629 and encodes 121 amino acids. The record is from RefSeq and is a predicted model, not a curated record. The transcript is spliced from 4 exons. NCBI's taxonomy places the organism in Eukaryota, Metazoa, Chordata, Lepidosauria, Squamata, Phrynosomatidae. Gene Ontology annotation, cellular component: extracellular exosome.
UUGGCCACCCCUGCUUGGGCUGGAGGAGGAGGGCCAGGGCAGGUGGCAGCAGCAGUGCCAGGAGCCGUGCCAGGGCUGCCUCGGGUGGGGCUGCUGGCUCUCCUUCCUCCUCCUCCUCCUCCUCCUCCUGCUCUUCCUUUGCUCCGAAGCGGAGGAGCCUGGUCCUGCGGAGCAGCCCCAGCAGCGCCAGCCCAGAAGAGCCCUCUGGCCCCGAGGAGGGCCAUGCCCUGCCGCCUGCCUCCCUGCCCAGCUGCGGGAAGGCCAUGGGCAACCGCUGCCCCGGGAAAGGGAACUGUCCUUCGCCAUUCAAGAGAAAGAAACAAAAAACAAGUACAAGAACCAGUAAGCAGAGUAUACAGCACCCAGAGAACAAAAAGGGUGUUGACGUAGCUCCGGUUUAUGACGACGUGUCCGAGUUCCCCGUCUACGCCACCGUGAACAAAUCCAAGCCCACGAAGCGUGAUGACAGCAGUGUGCAUUAUGCAGACAUCCAGGUCUUCAGCAAAAUCCGGGAGCGUUCGGCCGAAGAGGUGAAAAGCCUCCAGUCCCAGAAUACGACGGAGUACGCCACCCUCAAUUUCCCCUGUGUCACCCCAAAAUACGACAGCAAAAACGGGACUCUCGUGUAAAGGCAGGAAGCUUUUCUGCUUUUGCCAACAGAAAUAAGGUGGAUUUCAUGCCUGAUGUCCUGAUAUGCUCAGCUUUCUUGGUGCCUGAGACCAUUUUGAAGGGCUCUGUCUUUUGCAAAACAUUGUUUUAAUGCAAGCCAAAGGUGUGCCAAGGAAAUGACUGAUAAGGAUGAGAUAACAGGAGAUAUACCUGAGGAAAAUGGAGUCUCUCCUGCAUGUCCCCUUUGCAGUAUGUAGAGGUCAAGGCAUGAGAUGAAGUGGACAGAAUCGGAAACUUUGGAGGAAAGACUACUGAUGUUUGCUCUGGACUUAUUUCUUUGCAAAACCAAGAGUCGCUCCCAUUACCAGAUUAAGGAUAUUCAUUAUGACAUUACGGCUGAAGAGUGAUAUUAAGGACAUAAUAUGAGAGCGGUUGACUUAGUAAACAGGUACUAAAAUAAUCUAAAACAUGACUGCAAGAAAUUGUGGAACAAUUUUUAUCUGAAUUCAGCAAUAAAAUCCCAUUCACAUCUAGAGGAUUAUUCUUAUAGGAGAGUUAUGCAUCGUCAAAUCAUUUGCUUGUGGGAAAUUUGGGGCAUAGCCCCUUCUACCCGAAAGACCGUGGUAGAUAUUUAUUUUGUCCAGUAUAAGAAGGAUAUUUAAUAUUUGGCAGCUUAGUCCUUGUUGUUACUUUUGGCAAAAUGAUUGUAUUCCCCUCCACUUACACUAGCAGCAGUCUGUAAAGGAUAUAGGUGGCAUAUAUUGUACCAUGUCAGUGUAAGAUGUAACAGGUUUUUCUGUUUUGUUUUUUAAAGAAUGGGGUUUUAUACUAAUUUUGAAGCAGGGAGAUCACCACAAGGUGAUUUUCGCCAUCUGGUUUCAGGAUAGGGACAUUGUCUUGAGAAAGCAUUGCUAUGAGGCAAAUUGCCAUUUUCCUAAAUUUCACUUGGUUUUUCGCUGUUAUGAUGGCCAAAUAGGAUUAUUCUCAGAGCACUUUUCCAUCACUGUCCUUUGAGGCUGAGAGAGUAUAGCUUGCCCAUGGUCACCUAGUGCUGAGCAGGGAUUCGAAUCUUGGUCUCCCAGGCUGCAUCCGCACUGCAGGAAUAAUACAGGUUGACACUGCUAUAAAUGCCACAACUCGAUGCUAUAGAAUUCUGGAAACUGUCAUUUUGUGAGACAUUUCGCCUUCUGUCAGAGAGCUCUGGUGCCACAACAAACUACAAUUCCCAGAAUUUGACAGCAUUGAGCCAUGGCAGUUAAAGUGGUGCCAACCUGGAUUAUUUCAGUAGUGCGAAUGCACUGCCAGUGACCCAAUCUAGCACUCCGACCUUUAAAUCAUGCCAGCUGUAGCAAGUUGUUAAUCUUUAAUAUAGACGAAAUUGUGCCAUCUUCCAGGGGAGAAAAAUUGGUGCGGAAGAGCAAGGAGCAUAAAAGACCCCACUUUGUCAUCUUCUGCUUUUGGGAACAUACCAAUGUAUAAUUGCAUUAACCUGUCACAAAUAAAUUAGCUCUGAUUUAUUUUAUUAUUAUUUUUUACACCUGGCAAAACUAGAAA